ACGGACGGAUUGGUCUCUUUAGAUAUGGCUGAUGCUCCCACACAACGAUGCCGGUUUUUUUGUCACCGGUGUUCAGCAGAGAUUAAUCCACUUUUACCGGACUACACCUGUCCUCUAUGUAAUUCUGGCUUUAUUGAGGAACUGCCUGAGGAAAGAAGUACAGAAAAUGUGUCUGCAUCCACAUCCUCCACCUCUGAAGGGAGCAGUUCAACCUUUGAGAACACUGGUCUUCGGCAGUUUAUCUCACCAAUUUCCUCUGGGCACAGUCCAUUCACGUUUGGGAUUUUUGAUGAAAAUUUUGAUCUUCAAACAUGGCUACCAUCAGAGGACAGCAGGGAGACAGAAAACAGGAGAGAAAGGGAACGGCACAGUGCACAUCAAUCACAGGGUCGACAUAAUCCUCGAAGACAGGGAAUACGCCAUGAAGGAGGGCCCACAUUAGAGGGAAUCAUCCAGCAGUUAGUAAAUGGAAUCAUUGCCCCCACAACCAUGGCAAAUGUUGGGUUUGAAACAUGGGGCUUUCUACACUCCAACCCAAUGGACUAUGCCUGGGGCAUCAAUGGACUUGAUGAAAUCAUUACACAGUUACUGAACCGUUUUGAAAAUACAGGUCCUCCACCUGCAGAUAGAGAAAUGAUAGAUGGUAUACCCACCAUCCCCAUCACAGAGGAGCAUGUGGGUGCUGGUUUAGAUUGUCCCGUGUGCAAAGAAGACUACAGGGUGGAGGAGAGCGUUAGGCAACUGCCAUGCAGUCAUUUAUUUCACAAUGACUGUAUAGUACCAUGGCUGGAACAGCAUGAUUCGUGUCCUGUGUGCAGGAAGAGUCUCAGUGGACAGAACACAGCCACAGACCCACCUGGCUUAUCAGAUAUGAACUUUUCUCGCUCCUCUUUGUCUUCUUCUUCCUCAAGUUCACCUAGCAAUGAGAGUUCUGCCAACAACUCAUAGAUUUUCACCAGCAUCAUCACUCACCCUGCACCAGCAGAGACCCUUACGGCUCUUCUUUACAACUGACACCAGGACAGUUUGUCUCAAGAGUUGAGGUGAACUCUGCAUGUGCUGCGGUCUAUUAGUCAUCAUUCCUUCCCCCAGCUCUUGCUGCUUUUGUUUCCAAAUGAGGUGGAGGGAAGUGUCAAAGGAGGAUCUAGAAAGGUUGUGAAUAAUAAUUAUAGUUGCUGCUCAGCAGUGGGUGGGGGCUGGCCAUUUCCUACAACAAGCAGCAGCAGAAGAACUGAGAGACGGUGAACAACUAUGCAUUAGAAUGUGCAUUCUGCCUCAAAAGUGCUUGAGCUCGCAACCACGGACACUAAAGGCAAGUCACUAUCCUAAUAAGCUGCACGCCAUGUGACAAAGUAUACUUUACACUACAUGGCGGCGGCAAAAAUUCAGUUAUCAAGACAAAAUGCUGAAAAUCACUUGCUAUCAUCGAAACACUUAGAGAUGUUUGUUUUUGUUCAAUUUACCUCAUAAAUUGGAAAAAAAAAAACCUGAUCAUGGUUUUGACACUGUUUUUAUUCCGUAGACGGCAAAGGUUUACAUGAGUGCAGAAUUUGAAAUGCUGUCGAAGACAGUUUUUUUUUAAAGGUAAAAUUCUGAAGUAUUACACAGUAAAUUGUUAAUUUUACAUGAGCAUUGAAGGUUUAUUUAGUCAGAAUGUGCAAGAAUACAUUUACAACAGUGUUUACGGUCAAACGUUUGGAUGCAGUGGGGGCUGAAUUUUCAUAAAUGUAAAAAUCUGUGUAGAAUGUUGGUUUUAUUAGAGUUGGGCUUCAUAAUUUGUCCCACAGUGAAGUUUACAAAAGUUUGUAAAUGUCACUGUUUACAAAAAAAAAACAGCUGCUUCAUGACCAGUUCAUACUAUGAAGGGAGAUCAGUGAGUUGGCAAGGUGCACAAAGGUGACUGGCUGUCUUUUAACCUGGUUAGAUCACCAUGGCAACUUAACUGUGCACUUAGAGUAGCUCAAACUGUGCAUUGCCUUGUUUUCUUUUGCUCUGCAUUUAGUUGGAGAUGCAGAGAAUUUGAGUGGCGUUGCUCAAGGUUCAUGCUCUCAUUAAAAUAAGGAAUGUUUGAAGAGGUAGAAAAUUGAUUAGAGUUUAUCACAAAUAUUAACUCAAUCCAUUUCACUUUGGCCCCACAUUGAGGUUAUCGCUGUGUCUCAAUUUACUCUUGGACAGUAUUAUUUUUGAAUUUUUUUUCCCCCCCAUUAUUGGACAUUUAGACCUAAAUGCAGUUUUUCAGUAGAAUGUGUGUAUUUGCUGUGCAACUGUCUCUUUACACAUAAACAGGAAGCAGUGUUAGAGCAGAAAAGGGAUGUCUUACAUCGCCACUGCUUUAAGUUUUAAUCAUUUAAAUAAUGUUUUUAAAUUGUUUUAAUUGUUCCAGCUCUUCACCCAUUCCCCCCUGACUGAAGUAGGCAGCAUGUGAUCUGUCCAUUAUAUGUGCAGGUAGAGUCAAAUAAUGUAAAGCGGGGUUGAAAAAGCCUCUGUGGCGAUUCUCCGUUUGGAGCUUUAGGGUUAGUUGAGCCAGCUCAAGCAAAGAAAGCCUGGCUCUGUUAAACAUGGUUUAAAGUAUUGGCUCAUCUUUGCAGCUGAGGGACUGUCGCUCCCUGGCCUUCAAAUUAUGAUAGUCGGAUUGUGACCAGAGUUUAUAACAGAGGGUCACAUUUUAUAUUCAAAAUAAUACAGAAUCCUCUUUGUUUUUGUUUUUUUUAAAAUGCCUGUGGUGGUGAAGCCAGUGUAUGCAUCCGAGUGUUUUAAUUGUUAUUUAUUUGCACAUUUCUUUUCUUAAUUUGCACUAAUAUUCUGAGGGAUCAGAUGUGAUUUAAUGUGAACAAAAUGAAGACUUGCAGCUAACGGUGUUGACGACGUUUUUUGAUUUUUGAAAAAUUCCCAAAUCCACUUAUUUAUUCAAGUCCUUAAGCACAAAUGAAGUAGUGAAGAACAAAGUGUUUCACAGAAAGAGUGUAUAUAAGAAAACAUGCAUUUCAAGCAUUUCCAUUCGUCAUUAUUAUUCCAUACAAAAUCAUAAUAAUAAAGAGUGGAAAUCAAUAGUGUGGAUGCUGACUCGGCAUUAACACUGACACUCGACACGGAUUAUUGUAUUUACUUAUCUUUUGUACAAUUAUGAAGUGCUCAAGCUAUUUUGUACUGAUAAUGUGCAAUAAAGUGUUCUCCUUCUGAUGGUUAA
Messenger RNA from Solea senegalensis (Senegalese sole), 3187 nucleotides. Its product is annotated as E3 ubiquitin-protein ligase RNF126-like. The transcript has 9 exons. Bases 25 to 948 code for a protein of 307 amino acids. The record is from RefSeq and is a predicted model, not a curated record. NCBI's taxonomy places the organism in Eukaryota, Metazoa, Chordata, Actinopteri, Pleuronectiformes, Soleidae. Gene Ontology annotation, molecular function: ubiquitin protein ligase activity. Gene Ontology annotation, biological process: protein ubiquitination. Gene Ontology annotation, cellular component: cytoplasm.